Cervus elaphus (red deer) is the source of this 7104-nucleotide messenger RNA. It is a transcript of the gene CPSF2, whose product is annotated as cleavage and polyadenylation specific factor 2. Bases 250 to 2598 code for a protein of 782 amino acids. Gene Ontology annotation, molecular function: RNA binding. NCBI's taxonomy places the organism in Eukaryota, Metazoa, Chordata, Mammalia, Artiodactyla, Cervidae. The record is from RefSeq and is a predicted model, not a curated record. Gene Ontology annotation, biological process: mRNA 3'-end processing by stem-loop binding and cleavage. Gene Ontology annotation, cellular component: mRNA cleavage and polyadenylation specificity factor complex. The transcript is spliced from 16 exons.
CUUCAGUUUCAAAAUGGCGGCGGCCAUUGAGGGGCUUCUCCUGGCUGAUCGUCACCGGCGCUGCUGAACCAACGUCAGCUUUUCUCGCUCUUGAACGUGGAUUCGAUUAGGGGGUUGGGAAGGGCAGUGGACCGCGUUGGGGGAGGACUGAGAGAUAUGUAAAGAAGUCUUCCUUUGAAUUCAUGGUGUUUCAUCCCAAAUACAACUGAGAUACCAAACCUUUUGGAUUGUUGUUGUUGGACUGAAAAAAUGACAUCUAUUAUCAAAUUAACCACCCUUUCUGGGGUCCAAGAAGAAUCUGCUCUUUGCUAUCUUCUCCAAGUUGACGAGUUUAGAUUUUUAUUGGACUGUGGCUGGGAUGAGCACUUUUCUAUGGAUAUUAUAGAUUCCCUGAGGAAGCAUGUUCACCAGAUCGACGCGGUCUUGUUGUCUCAUCCCGACCCCCUCCAUCUUGGCGCCCUCCCCUAUGCUGUUGGAAAGUUGGGUCUGAACUGCGCCAUCUAUGCAACCAUUCCUGUUUAUAAAAUGGGACAGAUGUUCAUGUAUGACCUUUAUCAGUCCCGACACAAUACAGAAGAUUUUACACUCUUUACCCUAGAUGAUGUGGAUGCAGCCUUUGAUAAGAUACAACAGUUAAAAUUCUCUCAGAUUGUGAAUUUGAAAGGUAAAGGACAUGGCUUGUCUAUCACACCUCUGCCAGCUGGUCAUAUGAUAGGUGGAACAAUAUGGAAAAUAGUCAAAGAUGGAGAAGAAGAAAUUGUUUAUGCAGUUGACUUCAACCACAAGAGGGAGAUCCACUUAAAUGGAUGUUCCCUGGAAAUGCUAAGCAGACCCUCCUUACUUAUCACAGACUCAUUUAAUGCUACCUAUGUGCAGCCCAGGAGAAAACAAAGAGACGAGCAGCUUCUGACAAAUGUCCUGGAAACACUUCGAGGUGAUGGAAACGUAUUAAUAGCAGUGGACACUGCAGGCAGAGUUCUGGAGCUUGCUCAACUCCUUGAUCAGAUUUGGAGAACUAAAGAUGCUGGACUGGGUGUUUACUCAUUGGCACUCCUCAAUAAUGUCAGUUAUAAUGUGGUGGAGUUUUCUAAGUCCCAGGUAGAAUGGAUGAGUGAUAAGUUGAUGAGGUGUUUUGAAGACAAAAGAAAUAAUCCAUUUCAGUUUCGUCAUCUCUCUCUAUGUCAUGGUCUUUCUGACUUGGCUCGAGUACCUAGCCCUAAAGUUGUACUUGCCAGCCAACCUGACCUGGAAUGUGGAUUUUCAAGGGAUCUCUUUAUUCAGUGGUGCCAGGACCCUAAAAACUCGAUCAUUCUAACUUACAGAACUACUCCUGGGACUUUAGCACGUUUCCUAAUUGAUAAUCCUUCUGAAAAAGUUACAGAAAUAGAGUUGAGGAAACGUGUGAAACUUGAAGGGAAAGAACUUGAAGAAUACUUGGAAAAAGAGAAACUAAAGAAAGAAGCUGCUAAAAAGCUCGAGCAGUCAAAAGAGGCAGACAUAGAUUCCAGUGAUGAAAGUGACGCUGAGGAAGAUAUUGACCAGCCCUCAGCGCAUAAGACCAAGCAUGACCUGAUGAUGAAAGGUGAAGGCAGUCGUAAAGGAAGUUUCUUCAAGCAGGCUAAAAAGUCUUAUCCUAUGUUUCCUGCCCCAGAAGAAAGAAUUAAAUGGGAUGAAUAUGGAGAAAUUAUCAAACCAGAGGAUUUCUUAGUGCCAGAACUUCAAGCUACUGAAGAAGAAAAAAGCAAAUUAGAGUCUGGCCUGACAAAUGGAGAUGAACCCAUGGAUCAGGAUUUAUCUGAUGUUCCUACUAAGUGUAUUUCUACAACAGAAUCUAUUGAAAUAAAAGCCAGGGUUACUUACAUAGACUAUGAAGGACGCUCUGAUGGGGAUUCCAUUAAAAAAAUCAUCAAUCAGAUGAAACCACGCCAGUUAAUCAUUGUCCAUGGACCACCAGAAGCCAGUCAGGAUCUCGCAGAGUGCUGUCGUGCAUUUGGUGGGAAAGAUAUUAAAGUAUACAUGCCAAAGCUGCAUGAAACAGUCGAUGCCACUAGUGAAACUCACAUCUACCAGGUGAGAUUAAAAGAUUCACUUGUCAGCUCCCUUCAGUUUUGUAAGGCAAAAGAUGCUGAACUAGCUUGGAUAGAUGGUGUCUUAGACAUGAGAGUUUCCAAAGUGGACACAGGAGUUAUUUUAGAAGAAGGAGAACUAAAGGAUGAUGGAGAAGACUCUGAAAUGCAGGUGGAUGCGCCUUCAGAUUCUAGUGUCAUAGCACAGCAGAAGGCCAUGAAAAGUCUGUUCGGAGAUGAUGAGAAAGAAACAGGUGAAGAAAGUGAGAUCAUUCCUACUCUGGAACCUUUACCACCUCAUGAGGUUCCUGGACAUCAGUCUGUUUUUAUGAAUGAACCAAGACUGUCGGACUUCAAACAAGUUCUUUUACGGGAGGGGAUCCAAGCUGAAUUCGUAGGAGGUGUGCUCGUUUGCAACAACCAAGUAGCAGUCCGUAGAACGGAAACUGGACGCAUUGGAUUAGAAGGCUGCCUUUGUCAAGAUUUUUAUAGGAUAAGAGACCUUUUAUAUGAACAGUAUGCCAUUGUGUAAAGGACAUGAUGUCAAAAAGUAUCUGUUUGACCUUUCUAAGAAAAAAGGAUUCUUAUUCUAAGCUUUUGCUUUUUCGUUUUGUAACAUAUAAAAAGAAUCUGCCAGAAAAACUUAACAUACAUUUGAUUUUUAAAAAUGUAAAUAGAAACCAUAUUGCUAAUGCUCAAAUGAGCAUGCUGCCUUUUGGCUUUCAGAGUGUCAGCGAUCCUUACAAGUGCAUAGGCCUUGGAGUUGAAGGUAACUGGCUUCCUUUACAGACCCCUUAUUUUAGAAGGGCUUUUACUUGAAUUAAACAAUGCAACUUAGCAACCCGUUCAUGGCCUUAGAGAAACAUGUUUGCAUGAAUUCUUGCAAACAGUUUCUUAUAUUUUCUGGAAUGAAAAGUAGGAAUUUCUUUUUAAAAGAUGUGCUGUAAAAAAAACAAACUGAUAAAACAGUUUUUUGAGGCCUAUGUAUUUAAAAAACAGAAAAACCAAGAGUAUGUGCUGUAACUCUUGAAUUCCUAUAUGCAGUUUUCUUCAUGUGGAGCCUCUCUUCUCCAUGGCAUGUUUCCCAGUGAUUCAUUUCUGUGAAAUAGGGUACAUUUGGUUUAGAAGUCAGUUUUUAUUUCCCCCAUUUCUUAUUUUAUAAAGAUUUUGUUCCUGUUAUUGUUGUUCAAUUUGAAUUAUAACUGUCAUUUGGAUAUAUGUAAUUGAAAAAAAGCUAGUCUUAAAGGUCUUACAUAUGUUUAAACACAUCUUAACUCACAGCUUGGUUACUGUAUUGGAGACUGUUCAGUGCUUUGCUUUCAGGGGAACAAAUGUUGAACCUCACAUUUUUAUAAGGUAACAGUAUAAUUAAGAGGUGUAAAUGUGUUCAUCUCUUAGGCUCCCUUUCUCCUAAGGUUGCCCAAACAGUGGUUGAAUUUUAUACACGUUGCUACAAAAAUAAUACUGAAGUUGGACAAGACCAUCCUUUCUAUGUUCAUGUCUUUCUUGGGGCCAGCAGCCUUGAUACAAUGUAAACCACUUGUGUUUAAGAGUAAAAACAGUACAUGCAAUUUGCAUUGAACUUAAAAAUGAAAAUCAUGUCACCGUGUUGUAAUCUGUUGGUGCUUUUUUUAGAAUGUAGCGUGAUCAUGACACACCUUGAUGUUUACUUCUUAAUUAUUUAACCCUCCUCUCUCUACACUUCAGCAUUUUUAGAAGAAUCAGUCUUGUUUAACUUAUAUGGAACUAUGCAUAGUACAACCCAGUGAGAUCAGACAAGAAUUAAUAUUUCAUUGUUUCAAAUACUUACAGAGCUCUUACUGCGAGUUAGAUUGCUAAUGCAAAGUUUACAGCCUUCUGGUACUGAAAACCAGAUGCACAAAACAGUGUUACAGGUGAUGAAGAUAAAGGGUAUUUUUUUUUUUUGGUAGAGCUUUGAAAAAAAAUCACUUCAACUCUUACUGCUGAAUAGAGUAAGCCUAGAAAUCUAUUUAUAUUCCAGAGAAAAGAAAGUCUGCACUUGUUUAAUGGCUUAAAGCAUCAGAUUAUACAUAUUACAUUGCAAUACUGAUAUUGAAAAAUCAUUUCUUGCUUUGUCUUUUUAUUGUCCUAUGAACGGGGAUUAAAUUUUAAAGUACUGCUUGAAGAUGGCUGUGCUAACUAAUGUCAAUGCAGGAGCAAUGUUUUCACCUGUUUCUAGAUGACAAUAUUACUAAAAUUUCUAAAAUGAAGACAUUUGUUAAGUCUCAGUUGCUUAAGAAAAAUGUAAAUUUUAAAAAGGAUUCUGAGAUAAAUCAUGAGCUCAGAAGAACUUUCAGAUUAUCAUUUUUCAGAAGCAAACUAAAUACAAUGGACCAUCAAUUGAUAUCUAUAAAUAAUUUGGUUAAAAAGAAAUUUUAUUCUGAGAUUCAUGUCAGUGGGAUUAUAAAUGUCAAAUAUUACAAAUUUUUUUUUAUUUUCAUGAACCAGUAGGUGGCCUGAAACAGAAGUGAGGAAAUCAGUUUUCUAAAGAGGGCCUUUGCCUUUAAAAAUUUUUUUUAGAUACAAUUCACAUCCUUUAAAAUUCACUCUCUUAAAGUAACAUUCAUUGAGGUUUUUUUAGUAUAUUUGCAAAGUUGUGCAACCAUUACCACUGUCUAAUUCCAGAACACUUCAUCACCCCAAAAAGAAACAUCAUACUCAUUAGCAGUCACUCCCCAUUCCUACUUCUCAACUCUGGGCAACCAUUAAUCUGUUUUCUGUGUUUAUGAAUUUACCUAUUCUGGAUAGUUAAAAAAAAUGGAAUCAUACAGUGUGUGGCUUUUUGUGUCUGACUCUUCACCUGGCAUUACUUUCAGAAUUCAUCAAUGGUGUAGCAUGGAUCAGUAGGUUUUUUGUGGCUGAAUAAUACUCCGUGUGGAUGCACCACAUUUUGUUUAGUCCAUUCAUUGGUUGAGAGGCAUUUGGUUUGUUUCCACUUUUUGGCUAUAAUGAAUAAUGCUGCUCUGAAUGAAUAUUUGUGUUCAAGUUCUCGUAUGGGCAUAUGUUUUCAAACUAGAUUGGCAUAUACCUAAAAGUAGACUGGCUGGAUCAUAUGGUAACUCAGUGUAUCCUUUUGAAAAAUUGCCAGACCAUUUUCCAAAGUGGCUGCACCAUUUUCCAUUGCUCCCAGCAGUGUAUGAGGAUUCCAGUUUCUCCAUGGCCUUGGCAGCACUGAUGAACCAUCAUCUUACUUUAGCUAUUUUAGUGUGUAUGAAGAGGUAUCUCAUUGUGGUUUUGAUUUCCAUUUCUCUAAUGACAGAUGAUUUUGAGCUUCUUUCUUGUACUUAUUGGCUGUUUGUGUAUCUUCUAUGGAUAAGUAUCUGUUCAGAUCCUUUGCCUAUUUUUAAAUUGGGUUAUUUAUGUUUUUAUUGUUGAGUUAAAGAGGUUUUUUUUUUUUUUUUUUAGUGUACUCUGGAUACUAAAUCCUUAACGUAUGUGACUUGCAAAUAUUUUUUCACAUUUGUAGACAUUUUUUUCCCUCUCUUGAUGGUGUCUUUUGAAACACAAAACUUAAAUUUUGAUGAAGUCUAAUUUAUCUUUUAUUUUUUAAUUCCUUGUACUAUUGGUGUUGUAUCUUAAAAGCCCAUUGCUUUAUCCAUUGUCACAAAAAUGUAUGCCUAUUUCUUUCCUAAGAGUUUUGUGGUUAAAUAUAGUUCUUAUAUUUAAGUCUUUGAUUCAUUUUGAGUUAACUUUUAUAUAUGAUAUGAGGCAAGGGUCCGAUUUCAUUCUUUUGCACUUGAAUAUCCAGUAGUGCUGGCAUCAUUUGUUGAAAGACUAUUUCCUCAUUAAAUUUUCUUGCCACUUUUGUUGGAAAUCAGUUGCCUGUGAAUAUAUGACUUUCUUCUUAGAGUCUCAGUUCUGUUUCACUGAUCUAUCCACAUCUAUCUGUGGAUAUCUAUCACACAUCUAUCUGUAUGCCAGUACCAGAUUGUUUUGAAUACUAACUGCAUCAAGUUUUUAAGUCAGCAAGUGUACAUCCUCUAACUUUUUUCUCUUUCAAGAUUAUUUAGGCUAUUCUGGUUCCCUAGCAUUUUCAUAUGGAUUUUAGAAUUAGCUUAUCAAUCUCUGCAAAAAAAAGCCCUCUCACUUUUAAUAGGGAAAUAAGCCCUCCAAACUUUUAAUAGUUGGAAUUUAUAACUUAAAAUCUUAGAACAUUAAGGCUGAAUGGGACUGUAGAAUUCAUCUAGUUCGACACACUUAUUUCAGUGUUGAAUGAAUGGGCCUGUGGAAGGGAAGGGAUUUGCUUAAGUCAGAUAGCUGGUCAGAGACAGAGGUGGAAUUGGAACCUAGCCGUCAUAGAGUUCAUUCAUUUGAUACUAAAUGAAUCUAGAACCCUUCUAGAGUCCACUAAUUCAAUACUAAAAUAAGUAUGUUGAACUAGAUUAAUUGUGCAGUCUGAGGUUUUAAGCUGUAAAUUUCAACUACAUUUUUUUUUCCUGCACUGCUGUACUACUCUGGUUCCUUAGUUAUAUUCACUCUGCUUAGGGGGAAUAUGUUCACUUUAUCUGCUGUAAGGACAGUGUGAACAAUAGUUUGCUAAGAGAGGACUGCUUCCAUCCUGUGUAGUGGCCAGUAAAGGUGGGCCGGGCGGGGUGGGGCAGAUAGGGUGGGGACGGGAAGGGUGAGUGUCACAUCCUGUACUUUUCUUUGGUUUUAAGGUUCUAGAGGUUUAGAUAAAAUAAGGUUAUUGUCCUUUAAAUAUUGAUGAACUCAUUACCACUUAAGGGGUGUAAGUGGUGGUUGGUGAUUGAGAGGUCAGCUGUUUGCUUGUUUGGGUGGUGGUUGCUCCCCACCACCCCAACCCCUUGUUUAUCCAGCCGUGUGGCAUCUAACAGAGUGGAUGGAUAUGUGACGAUACAUGGAACUAGAGAAGGAACCUUCAGAUCUGCUGCCUGGGUGAGGAUCAAGGGAAGGUUUUUCUCCUUCUUGUGCUUUUUCUCUCACUCUAACCACCUUAAUUAUGUUUAUGAGAAAAUACCCCAGAUUGUCAAAAUAAAAAUGGAGGACUUUGCUGAAA